UCCACCCAGAUUUUGCAACACAAAAUCACAAGACGGCCACACAAGUAACCGAUCAACACACACGUCUUGAAGCCUUUGGAGCAAAAGUAUUAUGGCUGUGUUUCUCCGGAGUCUAUUCGCAGGGCUCAUGAUCCUCGCCUUAUGUACUGCACGUCAGUAUAUCUUUGUGAAUGAGAACAAGACAUGGACAGAAGCUCAGAGCUACUGUAGAGAUAAAUACACUGAUCUGGUCACCAUUGAAAAUGAUCAAGAGAUGGAAAAGUUACUCGACAUGAUGGAGAACUAUGACUCCAUUGAUCUGACCUGGAUUGGACUCUAUGAUGAUCUGAACAGUUGGAAAUGGACUCUAGAGGACAGUGAUUUCUUUAAAGAAGGAGAAAAACAAUUUAGGAACUGGUAUAGCCCUGGACCUGGGAAUCAUGAAGGACAAAGUCUUUGUGUGUAUAUUGAGAAUGGGAGAUGGAUUGCAGAGAGUUGCAGCACAGCAUAUUUUUUUAUCUGCUAUGAUGGAAGAGUGAAUGCUAGUUCAAGUUAUGUUCCUGUUAGCCAGCCCAAAAACUGGACUGAAGCUCAAAGUUACUGCAGACAGCAUCACAGCGACCUUGUCAGUGUCAGAAAUGAGAGUGAACAUCAGAAGAUACUAUAUUUAUCUCAAAAGUAUUAUGCUUCGUGGAUUGGUCUGUACAGAACUAGAUCUUGGUCAGAUCAGAGUAACUCUACAUUCAGUAACUGGAGGUCAGGAGAGCCGAAUAAUGCUGGAUACAGUGAAUACUGCACUGCUGUGUCAUUCAGUGAUGCUGGAGAAUGGACGGAUCAAAACUGCAAUUAUCAGUUACCUUUCAUUUGCUACAGCGUGACUGCACUGGCAUCAUCCUGUCAGUAUCACUUUAUCUCAGUGAAUAAGAGCUGGUCUGAAGCUCAGACAUACUGCAGACAGAAUUACACUGAUCUGGCCACCAUUGAUAACAUGACAGAGAUGAACAGUGUGAUGAACACAGUUAAUGGGAGUUACGAUGGCUCAGCCUGGAUUGGACUGUAUGAUGAUGUCAACAGCUGGAGAUGGUCACUGGAUGAUGAUGAUUUCUAUCAGGAAGGAGAGAGAUUAUUCAGAAACUGGUAUCAUCAACCGGACAACUACAGAGGAAACGAGCUGUGUGUUUCUAUGAUUGUAAAUGAUGGAAGCUGGUUCGAUUCCUCAUGUGACGACAUACUGCCAUUUGUUUGCUAUGACGGUAGAGAGAAUGCCACACAGACACAUAUCAAAGUUACUGAGAGAAAGACCUGGGCAGAGGCUCGGAGAUACUGCAGAGACCAUCACACAGAUCUUGUCAACGUGAGAAACCUGACUGAGAAUCAGAGAUUCAUUGACAGUGCAGGUGUUCUGAUCUGGAUUGGUCUGAACAGAAACAGGAUUUGGUCAAACCAUGCUAUUUCCAGUUAUCAAAACUGGAGACCGGAUGUGAGUCAUUAUGAAGUUAAAAGAUCAGUUGAAUUGAAGAAUAGUUUUCAGUACUGUACUGCGGUAUCAGUUCACAAAUUGGGUCAUUGGACACACGGGAGUUGUUUUUCCAACAGGCCUUUCUUCUGCUACAGCACAUUAGCAUCAUCCCGUCAGUAUCACUUUAUAUCUGUGAAUAAGAACUGGCUUGAAGCUCAGACAUACUGCAGACAGAAUUACACUGAUCUGGCCACCAUUGAUAACAUGACAGAGAUGAACAGACUCAUGAAAACAGUACGAGGGAUUAACUAUGGUUCAGUGUGGAUUGGACAGUAUGAUGAUCUAAACAACUGGAGAUGGUCUCUGGGAAACACAGAGUUAGGAGGAGGUUUUAAUAGCUGGUAUGUUCAGCAAUCAAAAAAUGCAUAUGGACAGAGUCUCUGUGUGUCCGUGUCAUAUCAGGUAAUAUGGCGAGAAACCUUUUGCUCAACUAUGGCUUCCUUUAUUUGUUAUGAUGGAAGGCAGAAUGCCAGUGUCAGUUAUGUGCAUGUCAAAGACAUGAAAAACUGGACUGAAGCUCGAAAUUACUGUAGAGAACAUCACACAGACCUUGUCAGUAUCAGAAAUGAGACUGAAAACCAGAUGAUCGUAUCCCUUCUCCAGAAUAAUUAUUAUGGUGUUUGGUUUGGUCUGUACAGAACUAGAUCUUGGUCAGAUCAGAGUAACUCUACAUUCAGUAACUGGAGGUCAGGAGAGCCGAAUAAUGCUGGAUACAGUGAAUACUGCACUGCUGUGUCAUUCAGUGAUGCUGGUAAAUGGACAGAUGAAAAUUGUUAUUAUCUGUUAUCUUUCAUUUGCUACAUUGGUGAGUAAAUCUAUCAUAUACAUAAGAACAAAACUUUUUUAUAACCCUAACUUUUCUCAGAAUUUUAUAGUGUUUAUUAGAUAUUCAGAUCUGCUCUCAUUCGUUUCAAAUGUCCUUAAAGAUCCCCUCAUAAAAUCGAUUCUUUAUACUCCACAGGGUCCUCUGUGGCAUCAUCCCGUCAGUAUCAUUUUAUCUCAGUGAAUAAGAGCUGGUCUGAAGCUCAGACAUACUGCAGACAGAAUUACACUGAUCUGGCCACCAUUGAUAACAUGACAGAGAUGAACAGACUUAUUAAAACAGUACGAGGGAUUAACUAUGGUUCAGCCUGGAUUGGACUGUAUGAUGAUGUCAACAGCUGGAGAUGGUCACUGGAUGAUGAUGAUUUCUAUCAGGAAGGAGAGAGAGAAUUCAGAAACUGGUAUCAUCAACCUGACAACUCUGGUGGAAAUGAAAUGUGUGUUUCUAUGGAUGUAAAUGAUGGAACCUGGUUUGAUGCCAGGUGUGACAACUCUUUCAUUUUUGUUUGUUAUGAUGGCAGAGAGAAUGCUUCUCAGAAGUAUGUUUGGGUAGGUCAGGAAAAGACCUGGAGUGAAGCUCAAACACACUGCAGACAGUUUUACACAGAUCUGGCCAGCGUAAGAAAUGAAACAGAGCGUAUACAGAUACUGACCGUUGAUCAAAAAUUUAAAAUUACAGUGGAACGUGAAAAUAAUAACGUGUGGAUUGGUCUACACAGAAGCAAACUGUGGUCAGAUCAAAGCAACUCUUCAUUCACAUACUUGGUGGCAUGGGAUUAUGUAGAGGAAACUAGUGAUUUUAGUUUUUUUGGUCAGGCUCAACAAUGCACAGCUGUGUCUUUCAAAUCUUUUGGUUACUGGACACAUGAGCAAUGCUUUGACCAUUUGCCUUUCUUCUGCUACAGUGGUGAGAUCAUCUACCUUCUAUAUAAAUAAACAAAUAAUCUGUGACACAGAAUCAAGCAAAUUGAUAUAAAAUGUGUAUUAGUUAAUCAGGAUUAAAUGUUUGCUAAUGUCAUCUCUAUUUUGUUUGCUUUUUGGUUAAUGUGAUGACCAUGGAAUUCAGAAAAGUAUGUGAGUGGAUUGAGAGUGAAGUUUUUUGGCAAAGAAAAUUUGUCUCAGUCUCAGAUUGAAGAGUUUAUUGAUCAAUUAAAACAGGAGUUGAUCAGAGGAGGAGUACCUGGCAACUUCACCGUGCGCUUGAGAAACUACAGUAAAAUCAGUUCUCUGUAAGGACUCUGUACUUAUAUUACUUCAAGUAUGGACUACAAGCUUUUAUGUAUAAUUUGUUUUUAAUGUUUUAUAUGUGGUUUAAGUGGCCUAUAUUGCUAUUUGUUUUUAGCUUCUCAAGAACUAGAUAAAAAAGAUACCCCUUCCUUUAUUUAUGUGGACAAGACAUUUGGAGCAAUAUGACUCCCAGCAUAACUCUUUAAAGGGGUCAUAUGACACGGCUUAAAUGAAUAUUAUUGUUUGUUUUAGAUGUAAUGCAAUGUGUAUACACGAUUUAAGGUUCAAAAACGCUGUAUUUUCCACAUACCGUGCAUGCUCAUCGCUCUGAAAUGCGAGGUGUGCUAUGAUUGGCCAGUUAAUUCACUUUUAGAUACAGUAGAAUGCAUCUUUUGUUCCGACACUUUCAUUUUUGCAAUUUUACGUGUCUAAUACAUGCAUGGGCAAUUUAUAACACACCAAAGACACAAAAAACACAUAUUAGCCCCAUAUGACCCUUUAAACAUUUUCCUCAACUAUAGUAGUGCUGGCCGGCAUUGAUUUCAUUUCACCACAUGCAUAUUCAUUUCUCUCUGGGUUUUAUAGUCAAAUGUAAAUUUAUUUUUCUCAUAUGAUGUUUACAUGGUUUUUGGGUGUGAGGCUUAGGCUAUAGAACACUAUUUCAUUUACACUUUAUCAUUAAGCAACCUAUAGCCAAAAUAUGUUGUGUUUAUAUGAACAUAAUAAAACCAAGUAUAAAUGU
Triplophysa rosa is the source of this 4289-nucleotide messenger RNA. RefSeq names its product macrophage mannose receptor 1-like. Lineage: Eukaryota; Metazoa; Chordata; Actinopteri; Cypriniformes; Nemacheilidae. The transcript has 11 exons. The record is from RefSeq and is a predicted model, not a curated record. Bases 92 to 2311 code for a protein of 739 amino acids.